Enterobius vermicularis (human pinworm) is the source of this 3651-nucleotide messenger RNA. Lineage: Eukaryota; Metazoa; Nematoda; Chromadorea; Rhabditida; Oxyuridae. The record is from the annotation of a GenBank genome assembly.
AUGCAGGAGAAAUGUGCAGCAGAUGAUCGUAGUGUCUCUCCCAUAUAUGAAGUUGAUGACGAUUUUACGGAUGGUGAAACUACUAGUUCUCGGGUUGCUGUUGGAAUGCCACGUAUGUCGCAAGACGAGAGAAGGCAGCACAACUGGACUUCUGCUCCGAAAAGGAUUUACAAGAGUAUUGUAUUAAAAGGUCAUCGACUAACGAAUGAUGCAGCAGGUUUUCUGUCAACUACUCGUCCACUGCUCAGGCGUCGUCAUUCCACUGGACCAUUCCAUUUUGCUUCAGCCGCUAAGGAUUUGAUUGUCAAUACUCGUAGAACCUUUCGCCGACAAGCAUCAGAUUUUGGAAGAAGUGUUUUGCCUCGGCCUCCAGCUGAAUUCUUUGAGCCUUCUGAUCUACCAGAAGUUCCAUCCGGCUUGAAACCAGAAGUCUUCUAUAUUUCACAUCAUUUGAAAACACUUGAGUUACCAUCGAGUUGGGUUUUGAAUGUUAAUGACAUAAAUGUUGAAAAUCAUGCUUCGGGCGAUUUUAUUAUUAGAAAUGGAGAUCCUGAUCAGGGAAUGAUCGUGGUUCUUGAAGGAACUAUUGCGGUUUACAUACAUUAUGGAGAAAGCAAAGAAUAUAUGGUGCGCCGUAUAAACACUGGCGACAGCUUUUUUAGUCCACUUUCAAUUUUGGAAAUAUUAAUGGGAUUAGAAUGUAAAUUUAAGAGCAUAUCUGUACGGGCUUUACGGGAUUGUCGAAUAGCAAGGUACUCUAUGCUGUCGUUUCGAUCACUCUACCUAAAAAACCCUCGCGGUUGGAUUCGACCUAUUCAAAUUGCCAUUACUAGGUUAUUGCAUGUGACUAUGACGACACUUCACCAAUACCUUGGUCUUCGAAGUGAACUGUUAAGAAGGAGGGAAGAGAAGAAAAUCCUAGAGGAGAGAACAGACUACUCAAGGGCGGGACGGCAGUGCCCGCCAGCAAAAUCUUUUUCACUAGGAAAUGAAGAGGCUUGCGAUGAUCUAGGAUUAGCUUGUCGUUAUUUUGCGGAAGCCUUAAAUUUAAGCAGACAUUCAGAGGCAACUAAAUUUUUGAAUGGGCGGGUACAUGUGAUUACUGUUCCAUCAGAUGGCAUUUUAACUGAACAAAAUAGUGAAGAAGAUAGACUGUUCGUAGUUCUUUAUGGGACUCUCAAACUUUACCAGCAUCCAGUUUUCGAUGAUGAGGAUGAUAGUGCAGAUGGGACCACAAUCUCAGUUUAUCCGAAAGAACUGGUUGGAGGACUUUGGCUGCUAACUAGUGAGCCAUCUUUCUAUACAGUUCGCGCAUGCGGAGAAGCAAAAGUUGCGUAUAUUCAUAAAGCUGAUUAUGCUAGUUUGUUGGAGAUUCGUCCUGAAGCACUCCUGUUUACCGCUUGUUCUGUUUUGCGUCGCCUUAGCUUAUUCGUACGUAGUGUAGAUUUCGCUAUUGAUUGGGUGGUAUUGGAUUCUGGACAAGCUAUUUACAGGAGUGGAGACGCCGCCGAUUCUUUCUUUGUUGUUUUAAGUGGACGUCUACGUUCUGUAGAGAAAAAAACUCUUGUUGAAGAGUUUGGGAGAGGUGACAUGGUUGGGAUGAUUGAGGUGUUGCAACGGGUACCUCGGUCAACCACAGUGUUAGCUGUGCGUCUCUCUCAACUAGCUUGUGUACCAGAAGGACUCCUCAAUUACGUUAAAAUGAAAUUCCCUCAAGUUGGAUUUCGACUAGUUCAUCUUCUUGGUCACUAUUAUGGUUCUAAUAGUAGAAGGACUGUUGCAGUGAACAAAGUUUUUUCUGACAAUCUUUCUGGCUCACUUGGGGAUCCGAGAAGUCACAUAAAGAACUUACAUACGAUUGCAGUAAUGGCUGCAUCAAACGAUGUUCCAUUAGUAUCUUUUGUUUGCGAGCUUUACCACGCACUUAGUGCUAAUUUACGAGUUUUGCGUUUGAGUAGCCAUAAAGUUGCUGAACGCCUCGGUCCUGAAGUGCUUGAAAAACAAGUUGACUUUCGCCUAAUGCAUUGGUUGAACCUGCAGGAAGAUAUUUUUCCUCUGGUGAUUUAUGAGUGCGAUUAUACCGCUACAAAUUGGACAGGACGCUGCUUAAGACAGGCUGACGCUAUCCUUCUUGUGGCAGAUGGUUUACAGAAACCACCGAAACAUUCUUUUGUAUGUCAUCAUCAUAUUCGUUGCCCGAAGCGUAUGAAGCAGUGCUUUAAUAAUGACAAGGUCUCUGAAGAAGAAGUGGUGGAGUAUUAUCAGAUGAAUGUUUUUGGAAAUGAAGUUGACAGACAUUCAGAUUUCUCUCGAUUAGCAAGGAUAUUAACCGGUAAUGCAGUUGGGUUGGUUCUUGGUGGCGGAGGAGCCAGGGGCGCUGCACAUAUAGGAGUAAUUAAAGCAAUGCAAGAAUACGGCAUUCCUGUUGAUAUGGUUGCUGGUGUUUCUAUCGGUUCUCUUAUUGGUGGUUUGUAUGCGGAAUCCCCGAAAGAAUUGGAAUUUAAAGCGAAAAUGUGGUUUCAGAUGAUGUGUUCGUUCUGGCGCCAAAUCUGGGAUUUAACGUAUGCCCAUUCAGCCAUGUUUACAGGAGCUGGUUUCAACAAAACCUUGUCAACGGUGUUUGGAAAUAGACAAAUUGAGGAUUUAUGGAUUUCUUACUUUUGUAUUUCUACAGAUAUCAGCGAGUCGGUGAUGCGUGUUCAUCGCCGUGGUCCUCUUUGGGCGUACAGUCGGUCCUCUAUGUCGCUAGCUGGGUACCUUCCUCCUUUGUGUGAUCCCAUCGAUGGACAUCUACUUCUCGACGGUGGCUAUGUGAAUAACUUACCUGCGGAUGUCAUGAAGACUAUGGGGGCGAAAAUAGUCAUUGCUAUCGACGUUGGCUCUCCUGCUGAAACUGAUCUUUAUAAUUAUGGAGAUUCUCUAAGCGGUUUUUGGGUGUUGUUCAGAAGGUUUAACCCUUUUAGCGAAAGUGUCAAAGUUUUGAACAUGGAAGAAAUACAGAGUCGUCUUGCAUAUGUGUCAUGCGUCCAACAUUUGGAACAAGUUAAAAAGGCGUCGUAUUGUCAGUAUAUCAGACCACCAAUCGACCCCUUUAAAACACUAGAUUUUGCCAAAUUUGACCAGAUAUACGACAUUGGAUAUCAGCAUGGGAAAGAAGUCUUUCGCAACUUAGUUGAGGGAAAUGAGGCUAUUAUGGAUAUAAUCGGCACUAAAAAACGACAGUCACUAAGGUUACGAAAAGCAGAAAUGUUGAAGCUGGGAACUUACAGUCGUUCUCGUGCAUCCUCAUUUGCAAAUCUUGCUGCACAAGUUUCAUGGAUUCCAAAAAAUCAAAGUCAUGGAAGUUCGUUGGAAGAAGAAGAGGAGCUUGACGAAGACAUCUUAGGGAAAAUUCAUGAAGAUGAAAUUCAUACUGAAAUUCUAGACGAUAAUGCAUCACUGAGUAGUGAAUUAGGCUACUCUAGUGAACCUUGUACGAUAAGAAAGGACUUCUUCUUUUCUGAUGGGAGUGCAGAUGAAGAAGUAUACUACAGAAUUGAAGAAGUAAAUGGUGCACCGGAUCGUCAGGGUCACUUACAAAAUUCUUCCACAAUCAAUGCUAAAGUAACAGGGAAGUUACUAGGAGCAGAAGCACAAGUUCAGAAGGAAUAA